Molecule: messenger RNA, 2043 nt
Organism: Ictalurus punctatus (channel catfish)
Lineage: Eukaryota; Metazoa; Chordata; Actinopteri; Siluriformes; Ictaluridae
Gene: rer1
Product: retention in endoplasmic reticulum sorting receptor 1
Exons: 7
Coding region: 118-708 (196 amino acids)
Biological process (GO): protein retention in ER lumen; retrograde vesicle-mediated transport, Golgi to endoplasmic reticulum
Cellular component (GO): Golgi membrane
Source: RefSeq, a predicted model, not a curated record
CUGGAAUGAGCUUUGCCUUGGCGGAAGUACUGACGUGUUCACAGCGGAGUAGCGCGAGCGGCGGACAGGCAGCAGCUGAGAGUGAUACAGCGGCAGCACCCGGUCAGAAAAGACAGAAUGUCAGAAGGAGACAGUUCUGCUGAAUCCAUCCAUGGGAAACCAUCCGCCAUAGCAAGCUUCUUCACGCGUCUAGGACAGAUCUACCAGUCUUGGUUGGACAAGUCAACUCCAUUUUCAGCAGUACGAUGGGCGGUCACGCUUAUACUUACAGCAAUAUACAUGAUCAGAGUGUAUAUACUACAGGGGUGGUACAUAGUCACAUAUGCUCUUGGAAUCUACCAUCUCAAUCUGUUCAUUGCUUUUCUCUCGCCGAAAGUGGACCCAUCGUUGCUUGAUGACCCAGAUGAUGGUCCAUCACUUCCCACAAAGCAGAACGAGGAGUUCCGGCCGUUCAUCCGACGGCUGCCGGAAUUCAAAUUCUGGCAUUCUGCGACGAAAGGCAUCAUCAUCGCUAUGAUUUGCACGUUCUUCGAAGCCUUCAACGUGCCAGUGUUCUGGCCUAUCCUUGUGAUGUACUUCAUCAUGCUCUUCUGUAUCACCAUGAAGCGUCAGAUCAAGCAUAUGAUUAGGUAUAGGUACCUGCCCUUCACACAUGGGAAGAGGACAUACAGAGGCAAGGAAGACACAGGAAAAACCUUUGCUAGUUAAAAUCCCUCCCCUUCCCCUACUCAAAUUAAACUUAUUGAUGAAGAAUGGUGCGUACAGGAGUUAAAGUUUUGUAAGAUUUUUUUCUUUUUGACUUUUUUGUUGGGAUUCAAAAAACAUUUUAAAAAAUGUAGGCUUAUCGGAAAAGAGUUUUGAUCCAUGAUGACAGUGUUGGGUGCUUUGUGUAAUGAUUAUUGCUGCCUUUGGUAAGUGAAAAGAGCGUGGACUUGGCAAGAUUCACGCAAAGUUUACAGACGAGUGUGGUGCCUCUUUUGUCUUGUGUACACUGACUUAGCACAGUGUGAAUAUGCCCAAUUUUCCUUCUCGCUAUCAAACUAUGAUGAUGCUAAUGCUCACAACUGAGCUCUAGAGCUUGGGCGUUUUCCAUCAUAAUUCUCUGUCCUCUUUCAAGUAAUAUUGGAAUUUUGAUUAAUAUUGAUUUCAUUAAUCAUUAGGUGAAAACUAAAGUCAUCAGAUAAGAGCCAGAUCUUCAUCAGCACCCAGAAAUCUCACUAACCCCUGAUUAUUUUUACAUAUUUGCACUGAAGUACUUUUUCUUAGCACCCUUCACUGAACUAAUGAACAGAUUCAGUUUUUAGAUGCAAAACAAGAGGUUUUGACAAUAGUGCCCAACACUGAUUCACCACGUGAUUUGCCUUUUAUCUUGAAUGUGCAUUCUCUAGUUUUCUUUUUGUAAAUAUACUUUAUGCCUAGUAACAUAAUUUCUAGCAGCUUGUAAUUUAUUCUCAAGUAGUUAAAUCCCCCUGAUCAUGAAGUUGAACUGUAUUUUAAUGCUAAACAGAACUAGCUGUACAUUUGUAAGUGACAUCAUUCCAAACAAAACUUUUUUCUCUCUCUCUCUUCUUUUUCAGAGGAAACAUAAGAGUCUUGAGGGCUUUAAAAAUGUAAGAAAUGGAUGGAGAGGGUUGACAUUUUUCCCUUUUAAUUAACAUUAUACUGGAUCCUAACUGCUAAUAUAGAGAGAGGGUUUUUUAUUUUCCUUUUUUUUUUCUUCAGCACUGUAGGUGAGGAUCAAAACAUUUUUUCCUAUUAAUGUGCAUAAUGUUUUAUGGGGGUUUCUAUAUAAAUAUAUAUGUAUAUUUUAAAGGGUGAAUUGAGAUUAUUUUGGAUGGCCUUUUUUCUUUUAGACUUUUGAUUCCUGGUGUUAAUUUUGACAUUAAAUUAAAAUACAUAAAUUGGAUACUAGAUCUAUAAAUUUCUCAUUAAAGGCAUUGCAUGUCUUUGGUUUCCUUGUGUUACUGUUCAAAGGAAAAUGAUUUUAAUAACUACACUGUAAAUUUUUCACUCCAAAUGCUAUUAAAAGACCAUGUCCCUUCA